GCUGCGGUGGCGGCAUCGGCUUUUGCUGCUGGGGAAAGUGGCGAGCAGGAGCGGCGGCGGCGGCGGCGGCCCCCUUCUUGAGAAAGUUUUGCGCGCCGCGCCGUCCCUGCUUGCCCCGCCGCAGCCCUGUGGACGAUCGCGGGGUGGCUGGGCAUCUUUCCUCCUCCUCCUCCUCUUUCCCACCCACUUCGGUAUCAAAAAGCGGGGAAGGAGGAAGAGGGAGGAGGAGGCGGCUUAGAGGAGGGGAGAGACCUGUGGCUGGCUGGGCAGCCUCCCCGCGGGACCGAGAUGGCCAGGAGGCGGUCAGGAGGGGGCGCGGCGGCGGCUCUUCGCUGCUGCUGAGCCUCCAGUGCCUGCUGGAGAUGGGCACCUUCCUUCGGCGCCCGGAGGAGGACGAGCCAUGACCGGCGCCGGCUCUGCGGCGUAACUUGGGGUUUUUCUUCUGAAACGAGGGAUUCCGAAAGCGCCGAUUCCGCAAGAAGAAGAAGAAGAGGCAGAGAAAGGGGCGCCUGAGCAGGUAGAGGAUCACCUGUCUGCUUCUGCCAAGGAUUGGAAUGCCCGCUGGAAGUUCCCAAUUCCUGGGAGACGUCCUUUUUGCAUCUUUCCCUCUGUAAAGUCCCCACAAGGCAAUGGCUGGAUGGCUGUGGCACUAGUUCCCAGGCACGCUCCUUCCUCGGCUCUGGCAACUGACCGCAGUGGAAGGACCUUUUCUUCUUGCAACUUGCCCGCUCCGCUGGGAUUCUGCCAAGUCCAGACGUUUUUAAAGCAAAGGCGGAGAAGGGGAGGCUCAUUUUCAAUGGGAAAGGACAACGGAGACUCCGCUCCUGCAGAGAGAAAUGGAAGGGAUCCUUAGCCAUUUUCGAUCCUAGCAUUUAUGUGUGUUUCUUCUUCUUCUUCUUCUUCUUCCCGUUGGCUGGAAGAAUUUGGACUCCACCAGCAGCUUGGGAGCAUAAAAGAAAACCUUUGUUUCCCUUGUUUGCAAAGUCUUCAAAGAACAAUUGCCAAAUAUAUCUUCUGCCACGGACAGGCUUAUUCUUUCCCCUCCAGAAUGUAAUUCCCCCCUCUCUCACUUAGAAGAAGAUUCAUUUUCUGCCUUCUGCUGCCUGCCCCUUCCACCAGCAUCCCUUUCUCCUUCCCCUUCAUCCACGUACCCUCUCUUCCUCCUGUGCUUGCUCCUUCUCCCCUCCCCUCCUCUACCACUUCCUUAUCCAUCCCCUCCUUCUUCUUUUCAAGCCACAGCUACCCUCCACGUGCCUCUUGUCCACUCCUCUGUCCCCCUCCCUCCUCCCCCUUCCCUCCAGCCUCCACCAGUCCCUGCAUCUCUUAGUUCUCUCUUCCUUUCCUCCUCUCCCCUUGACUUCUCUCCCUCCAGCCUCCCUUUCUGCUGCCCCUUUCUCUUUUGGCCCAUCCAUUCUCUCUCCUCCAUAGACCUUCUCCUCUUCUCCACUGCCCCGUCUGCUUCUCUCUACUUCCUCAGCAGCUUCUCCCCUGCCUCCUACCUUCUCCAGUGGCUCCAUCCUUCAUCUCUUUGCCUUCUACUCCUCAACCAGCUUCUUCCUCCACGUCAAAUCUCUUCAAUCCUCCUCCAUUUUCUUCCCUCCUGUCCUUCUACUCCACCCACUUCCAUUUCCAGGCUCUCUUUCCUCAGUCCUCUCCUCAAGCUCUUGCAUCUGCCACCUCCGUCUCCCUGCUCUGGCAAAGUGCUUCCUCUCCCCCUUCCCUUUGCUGGGAUGGCCUUGGUGGUGACCCCGUGGCAGGAGGAGCUUCCCGGGGGUCCUUCAGGGGUCCCGCCUCCUCCCCCUCCUCCGGCACCAGGUGCCCAGGAGCCCGUCGGAGUCAGUAAUGGCGAGAGCAAAGCCUCCUCGGCCACCGUGGACUGCCUGGUGUGCGGCGACAAGGCCAGCGGGAAGCACUACGGGCAGUUCACCUGCGAGGGCUGCAAAAGCUUCUUCAAGCGGUCCGUUCGCCGCAACCUGAGCUACACCUGCCGCGCCAGCCGCCAGUGCCCCGUCGACCAGCAUCACCGCAACCAGUGCCAGCACUGCCGCCUCACCAAGUGCCUCAAGGUCGGCAUGCGCCGUGAAGCCGUACAACGGGGCCGCAUGGCCCAUGCCCAGCCCAGCCCUGGCCAGUACCCGCUGACGAACGGAGACCCCUACAACUGCCACUCCUACCUGACGGGCUUCAUCUCCCUCCUGCUGAGGGCAGAGCCCUACCCGACCUCCCGCUAUGGGGCCCAGUGCCUGCAGCCCAACAACAUCAUGGGCAUCGAGAACAUCUGUGAGCUGGCUGCCCGGCUGCUCUUCAGCGCCAUCGAGUGGGCCAAGAACAUCCCCUUCUUCCCCGACUUCCAGCUGGCCGACCAGGUCUGCCUGCUGCGCAUGACGUGGAGCGAGCUCUUUGUCCUCAACGCGGCCCAGUGCUCCAUGCCCCUCCACGUGGCCCCGCUCCUGGCCGCCGCCGGUCUCCACGCCUCUCCCAUGUCCGCCGACCGAGUCGUGGCCUUCAUGGACCACAUCCGGGUCUUCCAGGAGCAAGUGGAGAAGCUGAAAGCCCUACAUGUCGACUCGGCCGAAUAUUCCUGCCUGAAAGCCAUCGCGCUCUUCACGCCAGAUGCGGUGGGGCUCACGGACCUGUGCCACGUGGAGAACGUCCAGGAGAAGUCCCAGUGCGCCCUGGAGGAGUACGUCCGGAACCAGUACCCCAACCAGCCCAGCCGCUUCGGCCGCCUCCUCCUGCGGCUGCCCUCCCUGCGCAUCGUCUCGGCCCCCGUUAUCGAGCAGCUCUUCUUCGUCCGCCUGGUGGGCAAGACCCCCAUCGAGACCCUGAUUCGGGACAUGCUGCUCUCGGGGUCGAGCUUCAACUGGCCUUACAUCCCCAUGCAGUGAGGCUGGCCUGAGCCGUGGGGUGGCCGCGGCGGGAGCCUUGCUUUCUCUUGGCCCGCCGUGGGGCGGCUUGGGCUGGACAGAAGGCCGCCUGGGUUUGCAGACCGUGGGGCAUCACUGGGGGCCAUCCAGUGGCAGCCAUGGGGCACACGUCCCGAAAUGGCCGCCCCAGAGACCUCGAGGAGGCGGAGCCUGAGAGUGCUUUCCUCGUGUUCUCAUUCCGAGGGGUGUGUCUUUGAACCGACGUGCGCCCUCCUUCGAUAUUUAUGCAACUCUACCAUGAACAAAACGAUGGCCGUUGGUUGGUGUGUUUUUUUAAUGACUCUGUGAAUUAUUUUUUUUUUAAAGCUGUAUCCACCGCAAUGUCUGUACUAGCGCCCAAGGGAACUACAACGAAGCAGAAGCGUGAUGGAUCCUAAACGCAAAAUAUUUUACUUUCCUGUCUCUCGAGCCUAUUUAGUUCAUUGGUUGGACUUCUUCAAGCUGCUCUUUCAGUGGACAAAAGUGUUUUGAUGGUGUGUCGGCAGCCAGAGGCUCAGACGAACCAGCUGCGAGGAGACGUUUAGGGUGGGACACAAUUGUGGGAGACCCCAAAUGCUUGUGAUUGGCUUAGCUUCAGUUGUGCAAUGAGACCCCCUCCUUCGCCUCCCCUUUGGAGUUGGUGUGUAAAAGUGUAAAAAAGAAAAGGUAGGAGGCAAUUGGGGAAAAAAGACUUGCCUCUUCAGACUAUUUGAAAAAAGACUUGCUUCUUCAGGCCGUGUGUGUGUGUGUGUGUGUGUGUGUAGGGGGAAUUAUGUUUAUGAUAUCCUUGCUAGAGGGAGCCUCCAAAACGGUUGUGUGCCUUCCUCUCCCCUGGGGAAAUGAGCCUUUACAGCCUGAAGACUUGUCUGUGGUGAAUAUGAUAACACAGAGAUGGAUUAAAGCAUAUGAAAUAUAUUAUAAAAACUCUUCAACAUUACAGGCAAGGGGAGAAAUCAUUAAAUUCCAUCCCUGGAGAAGAUGGAGGAAGUGGGCGUGGCUGGGGGGGGGAACCUUGGUCUCUAGAGAGGCAGCAAAAUAGGAUUAAGAAGCUCCUUUCCCUGGAGGGAGGAACGUAUUAUUUAUAAAAUUAAAUAAAGCUAGAUUAUAUCCUAUUCCUGUUGCCCCACUACAUGAAAAUGUAUUAUAUACAUUUCUCUUCUUUUUAUGUUGGGAUUUUAUUUUUAAGAGAUGUUGGGGGAGGCAUCAUUGUUGUACAGUCUGGAUUCUUCCCUUGAGGAAAACAGAGAGAGAGAGAAAAUGAGGAAGAAAGAGAAAAACCCUACAGCAGCCAUCAAAGAGAUUUUUAAAAAUUGAUGGAGCUGGCAUUAUAAUUAAAAUUGAUGAUUGUUGAA
Messenger RNA from Hemicordylus capensis (graceful crag lizard), 4258 nucleotides. Its product is annotated as COUP transcription factor 2-like. Gene Ontology annotation, biological process: anatomical structure development; cell differentiation; regulation of transcription by RNA polymerase II. The record is from RefSeq and is a predicted model, not a curated record. Gene Ontology annotation, molecular function: nuclear receptor activity; RNA polymerase II cis-regulatory region sequence-specific DNA binding; zinc ion binding. The transcript is spliced from 4 exons. Bases 1731 to 2888 code for a protein of 385 amino acids. Lineage: Eukaryota; Metazoa; Chordata; Lepidosauria; Squamata; Cordylidae.